CGGGGAGGAGGUGGCGUUCCGUUGGUGACGUUAAGCUCCGGCGGCGCCGGCAGGGCGUUCUCCGGAGCUGUGCGGCCAGCUCGCCGCCGUCCCGCUGCAGCGCUCGCGAUGGGCGCCCAGGACCGGCCGCAGUGUCACUUCGACAUCGAGAUCAACCGGGAGCCGGUUGGUCGAAUUAUGUUUCAGCUCUUCUCAGAUAUAUGUCCAAAAACAUGCAAAAACUUCCUAUGCCUGUGCUCAGGUGAGUGAGUUUUUAACUUGUUUCCAAUAAGAAUGACUGGCUACUUACAGAUGUAUCUGCUUUAAGGCAGGAGAAUGAGAACCUUCAUAAAUAUAUAAUGAAUGCCAGCAAUAUUUUGCUGACAGGACCCUGAUAUAGCUGUCUCUUGUGAGGCUAUGCCAGUGCCUGGCAAAUGCAGAAGUGGAUGCUCACAGUCAUUUAUUGGAUGGAACACAGGGCCCCCAAUGAAGGAGCUAGAGAAAGUACCCAAGGAGCUAAAGGGGUCUGCAACCCUGUAGGUGGCACAACAAUAUGAACUAACCAGCACCCCCAGAGCUUGUGUCUCUAGCUGCAUAUGUAGCAGUAGAUGGCCUAGUUGGCCAUCAUUGGGAGGAGAAGCCCUUGGUCUUGUGAAGAUUAUAUGCCCCAAUACAGGGGAAUGCCAGGGCCAAGAGGCAGGUAUGUGUGGGUUGGGGAGCAGGGUAGGGGGAGGGUAUAGAAGACUUUCGAGAUAGCUUGACAUAUAAAUAAAGAAAAUAUCUAAUAAAAAAGAAAACAUUAAAAAAAUAAAUAUAUAAUGAUCUGUUAAGUGAGUUAUAUAGCUAAAACUUGAAUAUGAUAUGAAAUAUGAAUGAAGGAAACAUUUCUUAAAAGAGGACAGGAUGAAAAAGAAAUAAUCUUUAAAAUGAUAAGGAUCUACUUCAUAUAAUACACUCUUUAUGUAUUAGUUUGUCAAAUAAGACAUUUCAAAAUUAAUUUGGCCUGGGAAAAUGUUGUUAUCCAAAUGUUAAUUCUUUAAAUAAAUUUAGUGUUUCAUUGGCUUUUUUUAAAAAUUGCUUUUCAUUAUGUAUCAUUGCUUACUCCCUUGCCAAGAAGAAUAAAACAGGGUUAAUGCUAAACAUGUAAAAUAGCAACUUUAAUUUUUAAAAACCUAUGUUUGAACUGAUUUUCUUGUUUUCAUUCUUUAGUGAAAUAAUUCUCUUCAUUUUUACCUCCUGUAGCAUGUAGAAUUGUCUCUGGAUCAGUUUAAAACAUACACUGCUUUGCAUUAUUUAUUUUGGUGUGUGCAUUAUGUAUAUAUGCUACAUACAUUGUGUCAUCUGUCUGUGUCUUACAUCUCUCAUAGUAUCAGCAUGGGAGGGAUUUCACCACAAAUUAGUUGGUUGGUUAUUCCCAUGGAGUGAUGGGUUUGUAGCUAAACUUCUUUUUUUCUUUUCCCCCAGGGGAGAAAGGCCUUGGGAAAACAACUGGGAAGAAGUUAUGUUAUAAAGGUUCUACAUUCCACCGUGUGGUUAAAAACUUUAUGAUUCAGGGUGGGGACUUCAGUGAAGGUAGAGAUAAAAGUUAUAUUCCUAAUAAAUCCAUCCAUCAGUUUUUAAAGAAUCUCAGUAUUGCUUUAAUUGUAUCAUGUCACAGAAUGAUGAGAACAUUGUGUCCUCAGUGUAUCCUUGUUGGAUGAACAAAGGUUAUACAUCUAGAAUUUGUGAAAAAGUAAAGACUGUGAUACUUUAUUUUGUUUAUGUAAUUUAUUUUAGUAACAUAAUUAUCAGAGAGAUUACCUUACAGUGAACACCACAGUACUGUCCAUUUACAUCUAUUCUAGAAAUUUCUUGGUGUGACUAUCUAUUACUUGAAACAAUUGUGUCAUGGGGUCAUUUUUCUGAUAGUAUUUUUCAUGAUAUGUUAAAUAUUAACUGAAUGUUCCUAGAGUCACAGAGCUUUUGGGGUUUUUGUUUUAUUUGUAGCAAUUAAAAGGUUUAAGAGUUCCUUCAGCAUAUUAAAGCCAUCAAAAAUAAUUUAUUGGGCUGAAAAUGUAGCUGAAUGGUGGAACAUUUGCUUGGUUUGUCCUAGGCCUUGGUUUCACUCUCAAGUACUACAGUGACAGUAAUAAUAGUAAUAGAGGUGGGUGUGAUGGCACACACCUGUAAUCCCAACACUUGGGAGGCAGAGGCCAGGGAUUUUGAGUUUAAGGAUUUUGAGGUCACCCUGAUCUACAGUGGUGAGACUGUGUCUUAAAUCUGAAGCACGUGGAACCAGCAAGGUACUCAGUAGGUAAAGGCACGUGUGACCAAGCCUCAUAACCUGAGUUUAGUCCCUGGGAUUCACAUGGUGGAAGGAGAGAACCAGCUCCUGCAAAUGGUGCUCUCACCUCCACAUUCACAAUAUUGCACACACAUACAUGUACAUGCAUGUGCACAUACACACACAAAAUAAUGUUAAAAAUAUAAUUAUUACCAUGUAUGGAAUAUUUAAAAUUUUUAUUAUAACUCACUGUUUUCAGGUAAUGGAAAAGGUGGAGAAUCAAUAUAUGGUGGAUACUUUAAAGAGAAUGUGGUCUUUUGCAAAAUGAAAAGAUGAAAACUUUAUUCUCAAACAUGACAGAGCGUUCCUUUUGUCAAUGGCAAAUCGAGGGAAACAUACCAAUGGUUCCCAGUUUUUCAUAACUACAAAGCCUGCUCCACACCUGGACGGGGUUCAUGUUGUAUUUGGACUGGUAAUAUCUGGUUUUGAAGUAAUUGAACAGAUUGAAAAUCUGAAAACAGAUGCUGCAAGCAGACCUUAUGCAGAUGUCCGAGUUAUUGACUGUGGGGUGCUGGCCACAAAGUUGACAAAAGAUGUUUUUGAGAAAAAAAGGAAGAAACCAACCCAUUCAGAAGACUCGGACUCUUCUUCCAAUUCCUCUUCCUCUUCAGAAUCAUCCUCAGAAAGUGAAGUUGAACGAGAGAGAAUCAGAAGGAGGAGACAUAAGAGGAGGCCAAAAGUCAGACAUACUAAAAAGAGACGGAAAGAAAUGAGUGGUUCAGAAGAACAGAGGAGGAAGCGCACAGUAAGCCCUGAAGGUUAUUCUGAGAGGAGUGAUGUGAAUGAAAAAAGAUCAGUUGACUCAAACACUAAAAGAGAAAAGCCUGUUGUCCGCCCAGAAGAGAUUCCUCCAGUUCCUGAGAACCGAUUUUUACUUAGAAGAGAUAUGCCUGCUAUCACUGUGGAGCCUGAACAGAACAUUCCAGAUGUUGCACCUGUUGUAAAUGAUCAGAAACCAUCUGUAUCAAAGUCUGGACGGAAAAUCAAAGGAAGAGGCACAAUUCGCUAUCACACACCUCCAAGGUCAAGAUCCCACUCUGAGUCUGAAGAUGAUGACAGCAGUGAAACUCCUCCUCACUGGAAGGAGGAGAUGCAGAGACUGAGAGCUUACAGGCCACCGAGCGGAGAGAAGUGGAGCAAAGGAGACAAGCUAAGUGACCCCUGUUCAAGCCAAUGGGAUGAAAGAAGCUUGUCCCAGAGAUCCAGAUCAUGGUCCUAUAAUGGAUACUAUUCAGAUCUUAGUACAGCGAGACAUUCUGAUGGUCACCACAAGAAACGCAGAAAGGAAAAGAAGUUUAAGCAUAAAAAAAAAGCUAAAAAGCAGAAACAUUGCAGAAGACACAGACAGACAAAAAAGAGAAUAGUUAUGCCUGAUUUGGAACCCUCACGAUCUCCCACCCACCGAAUGAAGUCCUCCUGUGUUAGAGAAAGGAGAUCUCGCGCCUCAUCCUCAUCCUCUCAUCACUCAUCCAAGCGGGACUGGUCUAAAUCAGACCAGGAUGAUCGGAGUGCUUCAACCCAUUCCAGCAGGGACUCCUACAGAUCCAAGUCUCAUUCACGAUCAGAUUCUAGAGGGAGCUCUAGAUCAAGGGCUGUGUCAAAGUCCUCAUCUCGUUCUCUCAACAGAUCAAAGUCUAGAUCUAGUUCCAGGUCAGGACCCCGAAGAACAUCAAUAUCCCCCAAAAAACCUGCUCAGCUGAGUGAAAAUAAGCCAGUUAAGACAGAACCUUUAAGGCCAUCGAUGCCACAGAAUGGAAAUGUGCUAGUACAGCCAGUGGCAGCAGAAAACAUUCCUGUAAUACCAUUGAGUGACAGCCCUCCCCCUUCUAGGUGGAAGCCUGGGCAGAAGCCCUGGAAGCCCUCUUAUGAGCGAAUUCAGGAGAUGAAAGCUAAAACAACCCACUUGCUGCCUGUCCAAAGCACAUACAGUUUAACAAAUAUUAAAGCAACCGUGAGUUCAUCAUCUUAUCACAAAAGAGAAAAACAUUCAGAAAGUGAUGGGAGUGCUUAUUCAAAGUACAGUGAUAGAAGUUCUGGAAGCUCAGGAAGGUCAAGGAGCAAGUCUUCUAGGAGCAGGUCAUCCUCCAGAUCAUACACAAGGUCAAGGUCACGAAGUGUCCCUACUUCACGCUCACUCUCUAGGUCUCUGUCAUCUAGGUCUCACUCACCAAAUAAGUACAGUGAUGGUUCCCAGCACAGUAGGUCAUCUUCAUAUACUUCUGUUAGCAGUGAUGAUGGAAGACGAGCCACAUUUAGAUCCAACAGGAAAAAAAGUGUCACUUCAAAUAAAAAACAUCGCAGCAACUCUGAAAAGACACUUCAUAGUAAAUAUGUCAGAAGCAGAGAGAAAUCUUCAUGUCACAGAAAGUAUAGUGAAAGCAGAUCAUCUUUAGAUUACUCUUCAGACAGUGAACAGUCACAUGUUCAAGUAUACUCAGCCCCAGAGAAGGAGAAGCAGGGAAAAGUGGAAGCAUUGAAUGAUAAGCAGGGGAAAGGCAGAAAAGAAGGAAAACCCAAGCCUGAAUGGGAAUGUCCUCGUUCUAAAAAGAGAACUCUGAAAGAUGAUCUCCCUGAUCACUCUAGAGAUGACAGUGUGUCCAAAGGGAAGAACUGUGCUGGGAGUAAAUGGGACUCUGAAUCCAACUCAGAGCAAGAUGUGACUGAGAGCAGGAAAAGUGAUCCCCGUAGAGGUUCUGAAAAGGAGGAAGGUGAGGCCUCUUCAGACUCGGAGUCAGAAGUUGGCCAGAGUCACAUCAAAGCCAAACCCCCAGCAAAGCCUCCAACAAACACUUUUCUGCCCGGCAGUGACAGUGCCUGGAGGGCUAGGAGACCACAGUCUUCGGCCUCUGAGUCGGAGAGCUCCUGCUCCAACUUGGGGAACAUUAGAGUAGAGUCCCAGAAGCAAAAACACUCAAAGGAUGAUCUUAAGGGGGAUCAUACAAAAAGGGUGAGAGAGAAAUCAAAAGCUAAAAAAGACAAAAAACACAAGACUCCAAAACGGAAACAAGCUUUCCACUGGCAACCUCCACUAGAGUUUGGUGACGAGGAGGAGGAGGAGAUGAAUGGAAAGCAAGUUUCGCAGGACCCAAAAGAGAAAAGGCAUGCCUCUGAGAAGUGUGAAGCUGUGAAAGACAGCAUUCCAAAAGUCGAGAAAACCUGUGAUGAAGGCAGCUCUCCAAGUAAACCCAAGAAGGGUACUUUAGAGCAGGACCCACUUGCAGAGGGUGAAAAUGAUCCCAGCUCUUGUCCUGCACCUCUGAAAGUGGAGGAAAACACUACCAGCUCUCCACCUAGCACCCAGCAGCUUGAAGAACAUGUCCCAGGUGGAGGGGAGGACGUGCUUCAGACAGAUGACAACAUGGAGAUUUGCACCCCUGAUAGGACUUCCCCUGCAAAGGGAGAGGGGGUGUCCCCUUUAGCAAACCACAGGCUAGACAUCCCAGAGGUGAGCACUAUUCCAGAGCAGGAUGAGCGUAUGGCACAUCCCAGAGCAGGAGGGAAACAAGAGAGUAGCAUGUCUGAAAGCAAGACCUUGGGUGGAAGUGGGGUUAAACAGGACAGCUCUACCAGCAUGACCAGUCCUGUAGAAACUGCUGGAAAGAAGGAGGGGGCUGAGAAGAGCCAGGUGAACCUCACAGAUAAGUGGAAGCCAUUGCAAGGUGUAGGGAAUCUGUCAGUGUCUGCUGCAACCACAUCCAGUGCUCUGGAUGUGAAAGCAUUAUCUACUGUGCCUGAAGUGAAACCACAAGGCUUGAGGAUAGAAAUCAAAAGCAAAAAUAAGGUUCGGCCUGGGUCCCUCUUUGAUGAAGUAAGAAAGACGGCACGCCUAAAUCGAAGGCCACGGAAUCGAGAGAGUUCCAGUGACGAGCAGACACCUAGUCGGGACGGUGAUAGCCAGUCCAGGAGUCCACACAGAUCUCGAAGUAAAUCUGAAACCAAAUCUCGACACAGAACAAGGUCUGUCUCGUACAGUCACUCACGAAGUCGAUCUAGAAGUUCUACCUCAUCUUACCGAUCAAGAAGCUACUCUAGAAGCCGGAGCAGGGGCUGGUAUAGCAGAGGCCGAACCCGCAGCCGGAGCAGUUCCUAUGGAAGUUUCCAUAGUCACAGGACGUCCAGCAGGAGCCGGUCCAGGAGCAGCUCCUAUGACCCCCACAGCCGCUCCAGCAGAUCCUACACCUACGAUAGCUACUACAGCCGGAGUCGCAGCCGCAGCCGCAGCCAGAGGAGUGACAGUUACCAUCGGGGUAGAAGUUACAACAGGCGGUCCAGGAGCGGUAGAUCCUAUGGCUCAGACAGUGAAAGUGACAGAAGUUACUCUCAUCACCGGAGCCCCAGUGAGAGCAGCAGAUACAGCUGAGGUGUCUCUAUACAGAUUGUGUCUUAAGUGUAAAUACCUGGUAACUUAAAGCUUAAGAAACUGGAUGGCAGUCUGUUGUGUUUUAGUAUUAGACCUCAAUCCAAUAGUGGAUAUUUCUUGUCACUUAUUUACAUGUGUGCAAAAGAAUUUAAAGUGCAGAUGUCCCUAGAAAUAUUUUUAUGACCCAUUUUACAGUAGGCAACUAUGGAAUUUUCAUUUUCUUGAAUCAAGAAAUGGUAAAUUUGAUGUAAGUAUAAUUUGCAGUGUCACUGUAGAUAGGGUUUUCUGUAGAUCACAUUGUCUGUAGAAUUCAGGUUUCUUCUUGUUUCAGGUUUUAGCAUCCAUGCUGCCAAACAGAAUUGUGGAAAGCUGUCACAAGACACAUGUUCCCCAUGUCCCCAUGCUGGUUGUCUUCUUGGUGUAUGCUGUCAGAUGAGGCUAUCCACAUCCAUAUUGACUAUGGCCAGGUGUGCAGGGUGGUAGCUCAUGCCUGUGUCUGCAGCAGACUGUCCCAGCUGUGAGCACCCACACUGCCUGAGGGCUCUGCCUUCUCACAGUGAAUGCCAGCUCAGAGAGUGACUGUGUUGCCUGCCACCCCAGCUCCUGCUUGGUGCUUGGUGCCUUUGGUUCCUCGUAUACCCUAUGUCAUAUUGUCACAUACUGCAUUUCCUGAUGCCAGGAAAUGAAUUGUUUUGUUUGUUUUUUUUAAAUUCACUGGCACCAAAAAUUAUUUCUUCUGAGCUGGGUUCACUGUGAGUGUAGGGGCUUCAUCCAAACACAGAUAUGUGGUGGAACAGAACCUGUAUGGCUGGUCAUCUUGUUCUGCACAUGUGUGCUAAAGUGCUGAAGAAUGUCCUUCAGAAGCAGCUCCACAGGCCUUAAGUACUACACCCCAGAGACACUCCGGCCAAGCUUUACUCUCACUGUGGCAAUAGUAGCAGCCCUGCCCCCACCCCACCCCACCCGCUGCCCCCUGACUCCGUGAAGCUCUGCCUGAUGGAGAAACCCAGGACAAAAGUUGGGGGCAGCAGGGUCACAGGCUCUGCUGCACAGAAAGGUGUUCUUGCGGCCUUGUGCGGCUCCUCCCGGAGGAAUUUGACCUGCAAUAACUGGUGUGGGUUUGUCUCUUUGUUGUUUUACUCUUUAGUUUGCAUUCUUUCCCCAAGUGUACUUAAUCACCUUAGUGCCGGUUAAAUCCAGUUCACAGACUUCCUGUCAGGUAUAUGGUGUAGAAGUCUAUACUAUCCUAUCCCACUCAGGCCUUGCUAGUGCAUUUGAGAACAGAAAAAGCCUUGGGCUGGAGGAUCUUACUAAAGCCUUGGCCAGAUGGAGGGGGGAGGUACUGGAUAUAUGAAAGUAGUCUUCCAGGGCCAUGUGGCUCAGUGAUAUAUAGCAUGUGCUUAGCAUGUAAGUAGCUCGGGGAUCAGAGGUCAGCACCCCACAAAUAAAUAAUGGUGUUACUCUGUGAUGUAUGUAAGCAGCAUUUUGAUGGCCAUCCAGCUGUUGUUCACCAUGUCUGUAAAUUAGUUGAUUAGAAAGAAGUAUAGCUUCAGAACUCAGUGCUUGGCGGGUUAGAUGUGUGGUUUAUAGUGAGUGGUUCCUUUUUUUUUUUUUUUUUUUUU
Messenger RNA from Mus pahari (shrew mouse), 8284 nucleotides. It is a transcript of the gene Nktr, whose product is annotated as natural killer cell triggering receptor. Bases 2619 to 6662 code for a protein of 1347 amino acids. NCBI's taxonomy places the organism in Eukaryota, Metazoa, Chordata, Mammalia, Rodentia, Muridae. Gene Ontology annotation, molecular function: peptidyl-prolyl cis-trans isomerase activity. Gene Ontology annotation, biological process: protein folding; protein peptidyl-prolyl isomerization. The record is from RefSeq and is a predicted model, not a curated record. The transcript has 16 exons. Gene Ontology annotation, cellular component: nucleus.